Molecule: messenger RNA, 555 nt
Organism: Pipistrellus nathusii (Nathusius's pipistrelle)
Lineage: Eukaryota; Metazoa; Chordata; Mammalia; Chiroptera; Vespertilionidae
Source: the annotation of a GenBank genome assembly
AUGGCACCCACUUCUUGCCGCUACUCCUGUUUGCCCAUGGAUGAGUACCCCAAGAAGCUGGAGGACCGCAAGCUGCCUGUGUGGGUGGGGAUUGUGGGGAUCCUGCUGGGCCUACUGGUGGUGGGUCUGUCUGUGGCGGUCGGCAUUCUCGCUGCCAAGGCCAAUAGCCCAGCUUGCAAGGAUGGCCUUAGAGCUGAGCGGGAGUGUCGAAACAUCAACCACCACCUGAAGCAGGAGCUGACCCAGGCCGAGGGCGCCUUGCAGAGGACUGAGGCCAAAGUUGUCACCUGCAACCAGACUGUGGAGACCCUGAAGAUUUCCCUGGAAGAGGAGAAGGCUCGGGGCCGCAAGCAGCAGGAGCUGGUGCAGAAGCUUCAAGAGGAGAUCAAGACAGUGAAGCAGUCGCUGCAGGACAAGUCCCAGGAGCUGGAGCAACUAAGACGAGAGAAUGAGGCCUUGGUCUCUGCCAAGUGCCCCCCCAACUCUGGGAUCAGCCUCUGCCUCUCUGUGGCCCCUGUGCUCCUGACCCUGAGCCUCCAGGCCCUACUGGCCUGA